This is a messenger RNA of Penicillium malachiteum, 714 nucleotides long. RefSeq lists its product as uncharacterized. Lineage: Eukaryota; Fungi; Ascomycota; Eurotiomycetes; Eurotiales; Aspergillaceae. The transcript has a single exon. The record is from RefSeq and is a predicted model, not a curated record. The coding region runs from base 1 to 714 and encodes 237 amino acids.
AUGCCAUCAUCCAGUCCACGCGACCUCCGCGACUGCGCCAUUGGUGCUGUUAUCAGUGCAUUUGGUUUCUGCUACUUUGUCAUUUUCUUUGCUCAAUUCCUCCUGUUCCAAUUCCCUACAACCCAGGAGAUGAUCACUGAUGCGAUUGCGGUGACCGCAUUCAGCUUAUGCCUUAUAAUCUGGUAUCUAGGGGUUGAAUUCCAUUACACCCUCAGCGCGUUGGGUGGCCGAGAUCUGGUGGGAUACGAAAGGUCGAUCUGCCAGAGUGGUCUAUUUCUCAUAUGGGCGGCUGCGUUGCCUACCGUUGUCUUCUUGUUUCCAAAGCAGCCCUUCUUGCAGCUGGGCUACACGUCGGCAUUGACUCUGGUGGUUGUCGAGAGGAUGUUACCGAGCACCAUAUCCGGGGACCAAGGAGAUACCGAGUCGAUCCGGUAUCCCGGAUACAUGACAGCUCUCGUGCUGUUAUGCUCGGUGCCAACAAUACACGCACUCGCGCAGCCGGCGCCGACGGCAUCGUUAUUACCAACUGCCUUCCUUUGGUUCCUUGUGACAAAUGCUUUUGGCGUAGCCAUUCUGCUUCUUCGAUCUUUCGAGCGAGCAGUUGGUAUUUCAAAGUGGUAUCUCAGCCUGCACGGAGCGCAUAUGGUCAUGACGUAUAGUCUGGUGACCUACUCGAAAGCCGUUUUACAGGCUUUUGCUAGCUACAACUCCUAG